AUGGUUGGUUUGGGUUUGAAAGGGUUCGAGUUGACUUGUGUGGACUCAAUGGUGGAUAGGUUUCUCACAAGGAACUAUCCACCAAAUAAUGGUCAUAAUCAGCUCAUUGUGGCUCAUCGAAAUGCUAGUGUUCGUGAUCUCAAAAUGGAGCUCACGAAUAUUGAGGGGAUUCUCCAAAUGGAAAAAAAUGACGGAGAAGUCCUACAAGCAAGGAAGAGAGAUAACGGUCAUUGGUGGGAAGCUCCAAUUAAAGAACUUAACUUUUUCCAACUGCAACAACUGAAGGAGGCAAUGGAAAGCAUAAAGAAAAAAGUUGAAAGAGAGGCACAAAACCAAAAAAUGGUGACUAGUAAUGCAUUCCCAUUUCUCACCUUUGGAAGUGCCUUGGCUCCUAUUAGCUUCGCAAGCUUCAAAUAA
Messenger RNA from Nicotiana tabacum (common tobacco), 417 nucleotides. Its product is annotated as agamous-like MADS-box protein AGL62. The record is from RefSeq and is a predicted model, not a curated record. Lineage: Eukaryota; Viridiplantae; Streptophyta; Magnoliopsida; Solanales; Solanaceae.